Guyanagaster necrorhizus is the source of this 738-nucleotide messenger RNA. RefSeq names its product snare-like protein. Gene Ontology annotation, biological process: endoplasmic reticulum to Golgi vesicle-mediated transport. Bases 1 to 444 code for a protein of 147 amino acids. The record is from RefSeq and is a predicted model, not a curated record. The transcript is spliced from 3 exons. Lineage: Eukaryota; Fungi; Basidiomycota; Agaricomycetes; Agaricales; Physalacriaceae.
AUGGCUCCCAUUCGCAUCCACGCAGUUGCGUAUAUCUCUGCCAAUAAUCACCCAGUGCUCAUCAGGUCAUUUAUCGACAAUGGGAAUGCUCUCAAGUACCAUUAUAUCGCCCACACUGCCCUAGAUGUUAUAGAAGAGCGAGUGAACGAAGCGAAGCAUCCCUAUCUUGGCCUUCUGUAUUCAAUUGACGACGUCGCUGUCUAUGCCUAUAUGACGCCUCUCAACCUCAAGAUUGUUCUUGCUCUUGCUCUCGCAGACGCAGUGGUUCCCGAUAUCAAGGUCCACACGAUCUUCAAAGCCUUCCAUAUGGCUUACUAUCAUGCUGUAUCGAACCCAUUCCUUGACCUGGACCCAGCAAACCCUGUUCCACUCAACUCGCCCAAAUGGAAAUUUUUUACCCGACAAUUGGACGAGAUUUGUGCUGUCGUAGGAGCCGGAGUAUAGCGGUCUGAAUGGGCGUUCGUUGUAGCCCUCUACACCGUCGUCAGAGUUAUGGUGUCUAGUCCAGGCAAUGGAGCUCCCUUGGGAUUUCACUCUACGGCCUGCGACCCCCUUUCCAGGUUACGGAAGAACAGGGAGAAGCACCAACAACAGUGAUGCCCUUUAUUGACUCUCCUGUUUUGAGAUCACAACUUCAGAGACAGAUACGGGGCAGACAUUGAUAGUUUUCACUACAUACUCUUAUUUUCUUUCCGAGUUACCACAUGAAUGGAAGUUAGUUAUGUACAAAUAUCCUAU